Lethenteron reissneri (Far Eastern brook lamprey) is the source of this 2217-nucleotide messenger RNA. It is a transcript of the gene SARAF, whose product is annotated as store-operated calcium entry associated regulatory factor. Lineage: Eukaryota; Metazoa; Chordata; Hyperoartia; Petromyzontiformes; Petromyzontidae. Gene Ontology annotation, biological process: regulation of store-operated calcium entry. The record is from RefSeq and is a predicted model, not a curated record. Gene Ontology annotation, cellular component: endoplasmic reticulum membrane.
GUAAGUUGCGUCAACUCGUCGCAUGAAAUUUCUAAAUCGAAUCAACCUUCGCAGGGGGCGAGCAGAGAGAAGGGCGACAACGAGCGAGAGGCAACACGGCUCGCGUAAAAGACAGCCUACGAUAUGGCAUUCAAACCAGCCUUGGCUGUCUUGCUUCUCACCGUCGGCUACGUCAGCGGUUUUGGCAAUGACCGCUUGCUGUUGCGGGACGUCUCGGCGCUGACUCUGCACACCGGCAGGAUGACAGCCGGCCGGCGCUCCGCCGCCGUGCCUCAACUGCGCUGCGUGGGUGGCUGCUCGUCGUUCACGCCAGACGUGGUGCAGUGCCUUAACCGCGGCCACGAUGGCGUCGACGUGCAGUGGGAGUGCAAGGCGGACAUGGACAGCUCGUACCGUUUUGGCAGCAUUUCCGUGAGCUGCGAGGGCUACGACUACCCGGACGACCCGUAUGUGCUGCGGGGUUCAUGCGGCCUCGAGUACUCGCUGGUGGGCGGUGGCGGCGGCGGCGGCGCAGGAACUGGAGGCUGGAGGUCCAACAACCCUUUGCCCGACGGCAAGGGCAACGGUUCGGGGGUGUUGAUCAUCCUGGUCCUGAUAGGAGUCGCUUUUGGGGUCUACAAGUUAUUCCUGAGCGGUGGUGGCACUGGAGGGCAAGGCGUUCCGUACCCGCCCGCCGAUGAUGUGCACCAGCAGCACGCGGCUGGGCUUGGUACCGGUCCUGCGUAUCCACCACCACCGCCACCCUACUCCUUCAAGGACCAGAACCCCAAUUCAGGCUCCACGGCAGGGUCAUCACCGCCACCGUCGUACGGCUGGGCCGCGCCGGGAGAGCCGCGCAUGCGCCGCCCGCCAGGCGCGGAACAAUCGGCCACGGGCCCCGGGUUCUGGUCGGGGAUGGGCGCGGGAGGCCUCAUGGGAUACCUGCUGGGCAGCCGAAAUUCGGGCCCGACGUACCACCAUCAGCCGGCGCAUAACCCGUCGUGGUUUGGGAGCAGUAGCAGCAGCAGCUCUCGCAGCGUACCCAACUUCAGUGGCGGAGGUGGCACGCGCCCCGCAUCGGGUUUUGGAGGCACGACCCGUCGCUGACUCGGCCCUGCUCACCGCCGGACCUCUGAUGCUGCGCACAUGAGUGGGAUGAUAAGUCCCGACGUCUGACUGUGAAGAAUGCUUUAUGAUUUUCUCUCUGUGGCGCACAGAGGCUUAGAUAAACAGCAACCAUCGCUUGGCAAUUACGAUACGCGCUACCAUGGAAACCAGAAUUGGCUCUCAUUGUUCAUCCUAGAAUGCAGCUCUGGGUCCCAGAGAGAUCUAUCUUUGGUAUCCAUUUUACAGGUUCCUGCAUAACCUCAUAGAAAACAUUUAUCAUCUUAAUACAUACAGGAACAGUAAGUCUUUUGUGGAAAAUAUACAUUAUUGCUUGUUAGGGUCUUCUCGACAAGACCAGGGGUUGCAUCCUUAGGUGAAGGGAUUUUGAAACAAAUAUAGAUUUUAUUAACUUGGUGUCAUCCAUGCUUUCUGUUGCACGUUUGUUUAUUUUUUCGGAAUUUAAAAUGUUUGCUUUUUCUUCCCAAUCACAUUCCAUCUGUUCUAUUUAAAGUCGUAAGAUUAAGAUUUUUUUUUUGUAACUCGGCAGUGUAACAUCACCCCAUGAUGAAGAGAAUUAACCUCUGGAAGUUGAUGUCACAGAACUACUUCUGAAGUUCACUAUCUAGUGGACAUGCUCUGCAAAAGAUGUUUGUCACGUGACAAUCCAUUUGGGUUUUUGAGGCAGAGCUUCUGUAAGCCAAAGCAAAUGUUUUUGUGGCCAUUGGUUACUUUACACUUGAGAAACCAGCUUUCCCAGGAUUUCUGUGGUGUCAACUCAGUGCCCUGACCACUCACCAAGCCAGAACCAAAUACCAGAUGGUGUGGUUUUGGCCGAUUUCGAAAAUCCCUUUGAGUCAACAUAUCUCUUGUGUUAACACAUUUGCAAAAUGACUAUAAAAUCCAGUUUAGAAAUGUGAUGAGAAUGUCUUAAGCUACAAAUGAUUUGUUAGUUUUUAAAGUGAUAUUUGUAAAUGAUAUAUUUUCUGUAAAUGUGAUUUAAAUAUAACGCGUCAUUGAAAACGUAUCUACUGAUGCACGGCAAACGUGUUGUCGGCGACUCUUUGUAUGGCUAUAUGGGGUUGUGUUGUCAUCUGUCCUGUCCAUGUAUUAAAAACAAUGACUUGGUAACAA